AAGGAGUCAUGUAUCUGCUCUUGACGAUGAUUCUUAGGGCUGUUAAUUUGUUAGAUCCUUAGAGAUCCGAAAGGCCAAUGACACCUUUUUCUUCAUUUGAAUGGGCAGUGAAAAUAGUACAUUUACUAAAGGUUGUCGUUUGUGUGUUUCUAUUAUUGUUCAUUAAUGUGAAAAUGGCUUGAAAUGAUGGGCUCAGGAAGCUGAUAAUGGUAAAAUAUAUUAUCCAAAUUGGUCUAACUAGUUUAUUGUUGUAGCAUCACUGAUCAGUGAUCACUAUUACUUAUUCCAAAACAAACAACCUAUGAAGGGAUGGGGAAUGGGCAUUUUCAUUUAGGAUGUAGCCUUGAAGCAAAAUGGCAUAAAUUUUAAUCAAGAUAUCGAGCUUGCCAUUCGUCAAUGUGGCAGCUUUACAUUAUUGAAUUUCAAGAUUUUCUGUCGAUAUGUCGCAUUGUGCUGCGUAUAAGCUCCUGGAUAUUAGCCCUUCUCCUUCGCUAAGCCAUGAUUUAUGCUACCAUAUUCAUCAGUUUUCUCUGAAAUGCAAAUGUCUGAAUUUACUCGUUAGGGUCAAUAGAAAUUUGGUUAUUUUUUUGGCUCUAACUGAUGUAUAUGCUACCUCCUGAAUCUAAUGAAACGAGAACUACAAGAACAAUGUAAAUUAGAGGUGUCUGAAAUGCUUGUUCGUUGAGUUUUUCAUGAAACAGCACUGCAAGGCAAUUGCGUAUGCUUCAGUCAAGAUGCUUCCGUGCACUAAUUUCUUCUUAAUGUUCUUUAGACAAAAUGGAUUUGGAAUCUUGUCUCUCGUUUCUCUUGUCUAUAAACAUGUUCUCACCUUGUCAAUGAACAUGAUGGAUGCAUGAUGAUUCUCGUUUUAAUCUUAUCUCAAAACUGAUGAAAAUGGAGCUCCAUAAUCUGCUUCUCAUAAGUUCAGAUGAGGAUAUUAUACUUGCAAUCCCACUUAUGACAUUAUUUUUUCAGGAGACUAUAGCAGUUGCUACUGUCAUGAUGGAAAUCAAGGAGAAAGAGAAAAUUGUAAUAGCCAAGCCAGUUGCAUGUAGACCUCAUUUCUCAAAUCUGAAAUCCUUAUCAGACCUUCUCUCUGCUGCAACUGAUGCUUCUCCACCUGCUGCUUUUACUGAAACUGCUGGUGCAGUCAUAAGACCAACGACAGUGCGCUUUAAGCCCGACAGCGCUAUUGAUUUGGUUGGAGCUGAGGCUGCAGCUAGCCAUCCAACCAAGAGGGCCCUAGAAUCUAACGUCGCAUGCAAUGUGGUCUACAAGCCAAUAGCUAAGCUUGUUUCAAGGACAACGGUUUCUCAGUUGUCAAAUUUGGUUAGUACAGGUAUUUCUCCUACACAAGAGGUUGCUGAUAGAAUACAGUCAUCAAAUCAAGUUACUCAGCAAUCCGGCGCCACAUUAGAGGUCCAUCCUGAUUUCCCCACGCAGUCGGAGCAGAGGGCAACUACUCCAGUAGAAAAUCAUGCUGAUGAAACCAAAUCCUCGAUCCCUGCAAAUAUCAGGGAUCGGCCUUCAUAUGAUGGACACAAUUGGCGUAAAUAUGGACAGAAACAGGUUAAAGGAAGUGAGUAUCCUCGAAGUUACUACAAGUGUACAUACCCGAACUGUCCUGUGAAAAAGAAGGUAGAAAGAACGGUUGAUGGUAAGAUUGCAGAGAUAGUUUACAAGGGUGAGCACAACCACUUAAAACCCCAGCCACCUAAUCACACUCCAUCAGAUGGACACGUGCAGAAACCGGCAUAUGAUGCCACUCGGAAAGAGCUGCAAAGUCAUUUGAUAAAUCAACAAGCUGAGGCAGUGAAAGCUCAUCAAGGGAGAUCAGAAAAUCAGGAUCUAACUGCAUCGUCUAACCAAUCAACUUUUUCCUGUAUUCCACCAAUCAAUUAUACCGUUGCAUCUGCAGCAUGCAAUGCCGGCCCCUCAGUGUCCAAUAAUUCGCUGGGCGAAUGUGAGGAAGUUGGUGGAUUUGUCGAGGCAGAAGGUGGUGACUUCAGAAACAAAAGAACGAGAUCCACCAACCAAUUACCCAGAGCAAGCAUGGCAGGGGAAGCCUCAUCCGACCCUCAAAUUGUCGUUCAGAACCAUACUGAUUCUGGCAUAAUCGGGGAUGGAUUUCGCUGGAGGAAGUACGGCCAAAAAGUAGUGAAGGGAAAGAUGUACCCUAGGAGUUACUACAGAUGCACCAACCCCGACUGCAACGUGAGGAAGUACGUAGAGAGAACGUCUGAAGAUCCGGGCACCUUCAUAACGACAUACGAGGGCAAGCACAACCAUGCCAUGCCAAUAAAAGGUGCAAAUGCAGAGGCAUCCAAGGACAAGUACCAAGAACUGAACCAUCCAUUCCAAAAACAGAUGAUUGCAGGCUAUCAAGCCUCCAACACUUAGCUGCUACAAUUUUGCGCUGAGUAACAUCAAAUAAUACUAGAAAGAUUUUGAUUGAACCAAUGCAUUCAUCCUUAUACACUAUUUCAGGAUCCAAUUGUUUGUAGUGAUGAGGAGGCAUGAUAACUGGGAUGUAACUUAUUGUAAUUCUGCAUUUCAUCAUUCUCUGCAAUUUAAAAAUUUGAUCAAAUCUUAGAUCAUUGGCUUUCC
Messenger RNA from Salvia miltiorrhiza (redroot sage), 2607 nucleotides. RefSeq names its product WRKY transcription factor 44-like. NCBI's taxonomy places the organism in Eukaryota, Viridiplantae, Streptophyta, Magnoliopsida, Lamiales, Lamiaceae. Gene Ontology annotation, biological process: regulation of DNA-templated transcription. The record is from RefSeq and is a predicted model, not a curated record. Gene Ontology annotation, molecular function: DNA-binding transcription factor activity; sequence-specific DNA binding.